AUGUCAUCAUCAACCGAAGAAACUCCUCUAAUUGAAAUCUCAAAUGAUAAUCCUCUUGAACGACCACAGUCACCGUUAUGGCGAUUAUUUCAUGGAAUACAUUACAUGAUUGGUGGUCUUACUUUUAUUACUGGAUCAUGUAUGUAUUUUCCUAGUGUUUAUAAUAAAUACUCAUCUGCAUUCAUUAUUGGUGGAUGGCUUUUUACAAUUGGUUCAUUCUUCUUUUUACUUGCUGAUUUACAAGAAUGGUGGUAUUAUCGAGUUGGUUGUUUUUGUGAUCGUAAAUAUCAAUUAGCAUUAGAAAGUCAUGAUGCUAUUCUAUUUCGUAAUCCACGAAAUACAUUUAUUGGUCGAUAUGAACGAGCAGAAGUAGGAAUAAAUUUUUUUAUGUCUGCUUGUGGUUCUGCAUUUUAUCUAGCUGGAUCUAUAUUAUUUAUUCCAGUGUUCAGCAAAGAAUUAAUUUUAGGUGAAUGGUUUUUUAUUAUUGGCUCAGCAUUCAUUUAUUCAUCUCAAGCUUGGAAAGUAUAUCGUUCAGCUUGUACAAAUAUUCAUGAUAGACAUGAUCGUCGAUUUCGUUUAUCAAAUUUAUUAAAUGAUAUUCCAGCAUUAGGUGUCGAUGGUUUUGCUGGUAUUGGUGGUGUUUUUUAUUUUAUUGGUACCAUCUUAUUUCUUCCACCUUUCAACAAGACUUAUUCGGAUGCUGUUCGUGUUGCAAUUCUAUUUGUAUGUGGUGGUACAAGUUUUACAUUAUCUGGCUUGUUUCUUCAGUAUCGUCAUCAUUUUACUCAUCAUGAUUAA
Messenger RNA from Rotaria sp. Silwood1, 798 nucleotides. The record is from the annotation of a GenBank genome assembly. NCBI's taxonomy places the organism in Eukaryota, Metazoa, Rotifera, Eurotatoria, Philodinida, Philodinidae.